GCGCCGCCGCACAUGCUCCCGGGAUCGAUCGGUCGAUCGGAUCGCUCGCUUCCUUCCCCACCGCCUGCCACUGCCACCCCGCCGCUGCCUACUCGCUGCCCUUGUUUGUUCCCCUCCCCGCCCGGUAAAACGCACCCGCUGCUCCUCCGACCGGCGUCGCGCGCCGCUCGUUUUCACCGCGCCGCUCUCCUUUUAACCCGGCACCGGCUGACGCCCGCCUCGGUCACCCGCUGUUAAGUGCCCGCCUGCGCCCCGCUCGACAGCGCCCACAGGCGCAUUCAACUCGCCUGGGCCACCACCACCACCACCGCGCCCUCCUCCAUAUCAUCCCGCCCGGCCGCCCUCCACCUCGCGCCGACAGACGUAACAACCCACCCCGCACAGCUCUGCGCGUGUCCGCCCCGCCUCCACUGCUGGCAUUUACGUGGCGCUGCUGCUGCUGCCGCUGCCGCUGCGCUUGCGCGCGCGCGGAGCGGGAACAGGAGGACAUGAGCCGCGGCGCGCACCGGGAGAUGCCGGCCGGGGGCGGCGGCGCGGGGGCGAAGAUCAAGGCGACGCCCCGGGCGCUCUUCUCCUGUGGCAUCUUCAGCACCUGCACGCACCCGGCGCUCAGCCCCACGGCCACGCCCAACAACAAUGCCGCGGCGGGGAGCAGUGGGGUGAAGGGUGGUGGUGCUGGUGGGUCGGCCACGCCCGGCGGCGACGCGUCACCGGCGCUGGUGGAGGCGGCUGCGGCUUCGGCGGUGCCGUCGCCGGUGCAGUGGCAUCGUCAGAAGCAGGUGGUCCACGGGGGUAAUGCUAAUGGCAGCAACGGCGCCGGGCCGUCGUCGUCUUCCUCGUCCUCCUCGAGCUCCGCGUCGCAGAGCUUCACGCAGUGGCGGCUGCCGGUGCACCACCCGCCGCACGCGGCCUCGUCGGCGUCCGCGGCAGGGGCAGGAGCGGCCAGCCACGCGGUGGCGGGCAGCACAGAGGAGAAGUUCGCUGCGGGGGAUGUGGUGGCCGCGCUGCGUGCGGUGGAGCGGGAGAUGGAGGCCACAGAAACUUCAAAGACGGUGCCGCCUGGCGUUGUUGCCAGUGUGGUGGCCGCGGUGCGGGAGCCCGCGACGGCGAGGCUGGCGGCGAAGGUGCUGCUGGUGAUGCUCCUGGAGGAGGGGAACCGUGAGGCGGCGGUGGAGGCCGGCGCGGCGUCGGCAGCGGUGGAGGCGGUGGCAGCGUCGGGGCCCGCGGGUGCCACGGCGGAGCGCGCGCUGGCGGCGCUGGAGCUGCUCUGCACGGCGGCCGGGGGCACCGCAGCCGUGCGCAGGGAGGCCCUGGCGGCGCCGGUCCUUGCGCGCGCCGUGGAGGGCAUGUCCGGGCGCGGGCGCGAGUGCGCCAUCGGCGUGCUGGCGGCCAUCUACGGCGGCGAGGAGGCGGCCGGCGCGUCCCCUCCGCCCCCAGAGGUGGUGAAGGCGGUGGUGGGGGCGAUGCAGGGCGAGUGCAGCGCGCGCGGGCGGCGCAAGGGCGCGCAGCUCCUCCGCGCGCUCCAGGAGGGCGGCCGCCUCGGGCUCGCCUGGGACGGCGUCGGCGGCUCCUGAUGAAGCGACUCGCAACCCGCCACGCCGGCCGGCCGGCCGCCUCGGCGUCGGCCUCACUCCACUCCACUCCGCUCCACUAUACCGAAGCUCGAGUAGAAUCGUACGUACCCCACGCGCAGUGACGGCCUGACGGGACGGCGGAUGAUCAGCGGACUGGAUCUGAUUAGGUGGCGCGAUGGAUGGGGCCGGCGGCCGCUCCCCUGUGGCAACAGCCUUGGGAGGUUGAUUACAUCACAUUACAUUAGAGAUAAUGGAGGUCAGGAAUGGCCCCGGGCAAACAUUGCAAGGUUGUCCGUCCGUCAGUCACCUCUGUACUAGUACCAGUGUAGGGUCCGACGAUCUUGAUUAGCAGUGGUGGUGCCGACUAUAUGCAUCCAUCAGUGAGAUGAGAUCUGCCUGUCCCACGAAUGAAUUCCCUCCUUAUCUCCUCGUUCGGCCGUUGCGCCCAGCAUCGGAAUCCAUCUGCCCGGUGAGAAAUUAUCCACGUUCCAGUUAAUAGACAAACACCGUCUAUGUAA
Triticum dicoccoides is the source of this 2092-nucleotide messenger RNA. Its product is annotated as glycine-rich protein 1-like. NCBI's taxonomy places the organism in Eukaryota, Viridiplantae, Streptophyta, Magnoliopsida, Poales, Poaceae. The transcript has a single exon. Bases 489 to 1574 code for a protein of 361 amino acids. The record is from RefSeq and is a predicted model, not a curated record.